This is a messenger RNA of Daphnia carinata, 2634 nucleotides long. RefSeq lists its product as uncharacterized. Bases 242 to 2530 code for a protein of 762 amino acids. Gene Ontology annotation, biological process: endosomal transport. The transcript has 13 exons. Gene Ontology annotation, cellular component: lysosomal membrane; AP-type membrane coat adaptor complex. The record is from RefSeq and is a predicted model, not a curated record. Lineage: Eukaryota; Metazoa; Arthropoda; Branchiopoda; Diplostraca; Daphniidae.
AGCUUAAAAGUUCUGAAGUCAGUUUGAAGUGGAAGGAAUAUCCACCUGUUAAGGUGUUUGGAUCUCAGCAGUAAUUUAUGGCAAAACAAAAGUGUCAUUCAUUGUUGAAUAAAAAGCAUCCAGUAUUAAGAAACUAUUGAAAAAAUGUCAAAAGAAACUAACAUGUUAACUGUAUUCUCUUACUUACCACCUGACUGCCCCGAUAGACUAAAAAAGAUAAUUAAAGACUGUGUGUGUUCCAAUGAAACUCUUGACAAUCUGCUUAAGAGUUUUUCAGCUUUUAGGAGAUGUCUCAUAUGAAUCUCACUUAGUCAACAUAAUACUUGAUUUAGUUCCAAUCAUCUGUUCCGAUUCAACUAUUCAAUUAUCUGAGCUAGAGUUUGCAAUCCUAAGCCUUCAGAAUAUUUAUAAUAUGAACCUUCUCAAAACUGAUAUGAAAUGCAAAUUACUUGAAGUUAUUGUCACAGUCUUACUCACAUACCAACCAAGCCAAGAGGUGGUUGUUGAUGUUGUUCAGUUUUUGCUGAAUGUUUUGGAAAACAAAUCAGAGCCUAUCUCUACUUGUUUGACCUCAAUGGACUGCCUGAUUGAAAUAGAAAUGAGCACACAAGGAAUCCUGGGAACACAAAUAGAAAACUUUUUUGACUUCUUAAAUCAUGACCAUUUAAGAGACAAAGCAUCAGAGAUAACUUCAUUAAUUAUCAGAAAUGCUACUAAUUCUAUUCCGAACCAGUCACGGGUUCUUUGCGACCUCCUUGAACUUAUGCCUUCAUUAGGACCAUUUACGAUGGUAACAGUGGCAAAAAACAUUUUAGGUAUUUGCCGCGUGGGUUUUCAAACUGAGCUAAAUAAUUCGCUCGAAAAAUUACUCGAGAGAUAUAAGACCACCUUUGACUUGUGCGUUCUACAGACAAUCACAUCUAUUCAGGAAUGCCUUGGUGGAAUUACAGACGAAACCGCUGUUUUCCUCUAUUGCACUCAUCCUGCGAUGCCUGUUGGACGCAACUUGAUAUCUCUGGAUUGGCUAGCUUCGUCGCUGCAUCUGAAAAAAAGCAGGUUUGAAAUACGGCAAUUUGAACCCAACGAUUUCGAUGGAGCUGAUGCUCGUCUUAAAAAACUAUUGCUUAUGAACAAGGCUCUGUACAACCAAUCACUAGAUCCCACCCUCUUUUACCAACACUUUGAAAACUUGAUUGCCUUUGCAAUAAAAAAUGGCACUAGUCGUGCAUUGGCUUCAGUUUUUCGAGUGAUGCGUGAUAUGCUUGAAAGUAACUUUCCCACCAAUGCAGCCCAAAUUGUGUUGCACAGCACCGUCGCUUUAGGUGCCCGACACCCUGCUUGUUUGCCUCAUAUCAUAGACUUCCUAAAGCAUUUUGGUGCAAACCAACCGGGACAAUUACCGGAUGCAAUAACCUUGGGACUUGUCGAUGCUUUCGAUGAUAUGGAGAUUUCUAUCGUGAUGCCCCACAUGGAACAUCUGAUCCAGUUUUUCAUGGAAGCAACUCUGUACCGAUACGAAUUUUGCCAACCUCGGAUGAUUCUUCGCAUUAUACGAAAUUGCUUGGAAGAAAAAAAAAAUUCAAAUUGUGGAAUCGCAGUGCUAGAACUAUGCCAGGCAUUGAUUAGGAAUCAAGAUUACGAGAUUUUUCAACCAGAAUUAAAAACGGUGUUAUCCUUGGUCGAGACAUCGCAUUCAGAGUCAGAUGUGAAACAACGGGCAUGGAUGCUUCGCUCACUUAUAACACAUGUUAAUACUGAUAGCUUGAAGGACGCUUUUGAUGCUGACAUGGACUUGUCGUCAACUGGGAAAAUAGAAAAAACCGAUUAUCCAUUGAUUUUUGUGAAAAUCCUUUUCGAUUACAACAAAAUCGGUGACACAAGACCAGAAUCUCUUCCAGUAUACUGGUCAUUAGAUCGAAAGCGAUCCUUUCGAUCGUUCUAUUUUCCCUUGGAGAUAUCUUUGAUAAAAAAUGCAGAGAACCUCCACCCGGAAUUUGUUGGAUUAAAAAUCGAUUUCAUAGUGGACCCGAAGUGGGGUCGUGCCGAACCUAUUUACAUUCCAGUAUUGGAAGUCGACCAGGUGAGAAAAGCCUGCCUUCAGGUACAUCCGUUGGUAUGUUCGGCCGCAACCAUCGAAGCAAGGGUUGUAAUGAGCACUACGGACGGUCGGAUAUUUCUUUCAGGCCUUGAGCCUAUUCAACUCAAAUUGGAAGACUUUCUAAAUCCACUGUCUUCAAGCAAGUCGUUUGUUGAGUUAUGGGAUCGAAUUGUUAGCCAAAGCGAGAAAUGCUACUCCAGUGCUUUGUUUCUCCCUCAACCUCAAAAACUCCUGAAAGCUGUCGAGUACGGAGAAUUGGACAAAUUCCAAAUGGCUGAGAAACCGACAGAAUUAGCUAUGGUUACUCCCGAUUCGUUUCUUGUUCUAGUUCGAAUUUUAUCAGUUAAAAAUAGCUGGCACGCUGAAAUUCUGGUCGAGGAUCCCUCUGUGUUGCCAGUUAUAUAUUCCCUGCUUACUGAGUUUUCUACAUGAAAUAUCUUAUUACAAUUAUUUCCGAAUCUUAUUAUUGGGGAAUAAGCAUUAUAUAAUACCACACUGUGAUUGAUUAAAAUACAAAUUUUUCUUGUCAGCAAUAA